GGAGCGCAUCGGUCAUUUAAGUCACUUCACAUAUAUAAGAGAGAUUUUGUAAGUUACCACACACUCUCAAGUUUGUCGCAGAGGACUUCGCGGCCAGCGUGUCUAUUAUGUAUACUAUUUGGGUGUUAACGCUCGCCUUUGGCGUAGCUGUAGCAGACGUCAGUCUAGGAUACCAAUACAAAAAACCAGCAACAGUUUAUGGAUUACCUUCUAACUUUGGAAGCCACCAGCAUAAUUACAAUGCAGCUUACUCUGGAUCCAGUUCAGGCUCUGGGCACAACAAUAAUGUACCUUCAAAUGGCCACUACCAAGGAAUAAACUCGAUUGGCUCUUCUAGUUUUAACUCUGCUUCUAAUUACAAUACACAUGGCAUAGGUGCAGGAUCAGCUUCUAGUUCUAAAUACAACGCUAUCGGAAAUUCAGGUGCCGGAACAAACUCCGCCUCCAAUUAUAACGUAAUUGGAACUUUAGAAAAUGGUUCAAGCUCAGGAUCUAAUUACGACAUAAUUGGUACUACCAUCGGAAGUAGUUUGGGUUCUGAAUCUAGUUACAAUCUACACGGCAAUUCUAAUUCCGAACCAAACUCCAAAUAUUACGGAUCAACUGCUAACCACAAUAACCAAGAUUAUAGUCAUUCUAAUUUUGCCUCUUCUUCAAACACAGGGGCUAAUCAAAACGUUUACGGUACAUCGAGCGGAGUAUCUGGAUCGAAUUAUAAUAAUCAUGGUUCCGGAAGCGGAUCCAAUUAUAACAUCUUAGGUAACCAAGGAUUUAACCAAGGUUCAAAUUCAGCCCACAAUGCCGGUUAUCAAACAACCUACCACAGUGACGAUACCAGUGGCUUAGAUAAUAUUGGUAACUACUAUCAGAGUGCUAGUGCUGCAAACCAAUUCAUUUCUUCAAAUCAAUAUCAAUCCUCUGCAGUUCACAACUACCAAGAUCACUACACUCAAAUACAAAGACAACCAGCACAAAUAUUUAAGCAUUUUUACGUACAUGCUGCACCAGAAGACCCUGAGCCACCAAAGCCACGUCAACCUAUUGUACUGCCGCCACCACAGAAACACUACAAGGUUAUCUUUAUUAAAGCUCCUUCACAACAGCCUGCAGCACCACAGAUUAUUCCCGUUCCACAACAAAAUGAAGAAAAAACUAUUGUUUACGUAUUGGUUAAAAAACCUGAAGACGCCAAGAACAUCGUUUUGCCGAAGUUUGAACAGAAACCGCCCGCUAAACCUGAAGUAUUUUUCAUUAAAUAUAACAACAAACAAGAUUCUCAAAGUUUAAUCGAUAACAUUGUCAAUGAUUACAACAAAGGAGGAGUUUCAGCUUCGUUUUCUGGUGCCGGUGUAUCAGGUCCAGGAAUUAAAGCGCAGAACACUUACACGACCUCUUUAAAUGGUGGAAUCAAUCAAGAAUCUGAAAAAGUAUCUUCUGGUUCCCUAGAUUCAAUUUCGAAUAUUAAACCUUAUGUUCAAUCUGAAAACUCAUACGUAGCAGGCAGUUCUUCUUUAAGUAAUGGAAACAGUCAAGUCUCGGGAGGGUCCGCUUCAGGCAGCUAUGAAUCAAAUUUUGGAAGUAAACCAAGUAGUUCUUUUGGAUCUACAUCUAAAUUCGUAUCUACUCUGAGCAACAAGUUUGGUUCCGGAUCUUCUUCAUCAGCUUCUGGUUCAUCCCCUAGUAGUGUCUUCUCAAACAGCGGUCUAGAUAAAUACUCUUCUAAGCCUAUCUCUUCCCUUGGAUCAAGUACUACAAACAAAAAUUCGGGUAUAAGUUAUUCAACUUCAUCAGGGGAAACAAACAUCAAACCCUCAUCAGGAUUAGGAAUAGUUGGUUCCUCUAAUUCUGGAAAUAAUCUUUCGCAUGGUUCUGUUUUAGGCUCUGGUAGUCAUGACUCAAGUACAAACAGCUUUUCUUCUGGUGCAAACCACUUCGACGCAUUCUCUAAUAGGUUUGGAUCAGGUAGCAGCCAAGCAGCAGGUUCAACUGCCCCCUCAAGCGUUGCAAGUACCUCAUCUCCUGUGUCAAAUUUGGGUGUAAAUACAGCAUUAAAUUCAGGUGCCAGUAGCUUUGGCUACAGUUCCUCCAACAUUGCAAACAGUCAAUCUCAUAGCUCCAAUCUUGGUUCUGGAAGUAACCAUGUUAACUCCGGUGCUAGUAGUUUUGGAACAGCUAAUAGUUAUGCUGCUAGCUCAACGGUUUCGCCUAGCGCAGUAAGCACUUUGUAUCCUUCUUCAAACUUUGGUGUUAAUUCAGGUAGUCUAGGUUCCAAUGUUGGGUCAGCUUCCAGUGGUUUUGGUUCCAGUUUCAGCACAAGCUCUAGUAGCUACGGAUCAGGUAACAAUUAUGCAAGCAGCACAACUGUUGCACCUGGUAUUGCAAACACAUAUUCUCCUGUUUCAAUCUUAGAUACAAACACAGGUUUGAAUUCCGCAUCCAAUGGUUUUGGCUACGGUUCUUCUAAGAUUGAAAAUAGUCCGUCCCAAGGUUCCAACGUAGGCUAUAAUAAAUUUGGCUCAGGCUCUAACAAUCUCAGCUUUGGUUCUAGUAGCCAAGGAUUAGGAAGUAGUUAUGCUGCUGGUUCAACAGUUUCUCCUAGUACAGUAAGCACUUUAUCCCCUACUUCUAGUUUUGGAACAAAUUUAGCUAGUUUGGGUUCCACCGUUGGGUCAGGCUCUAGCAGCGCCGCUUCUAGUUCAAGUCAACUUGGCUCCAGCUCCAGCAGCUUUGCUUCAAGUAGUACUUUCUCACCUGUUUCUAACGUUAAUACAAACUCUGGUAUUUUUGGGUCAAGUGCGGUAGGUUCAGGUCCGUCCAAUUUUGGAUCUCGCCCUAAUAAGUUUAACUAUAACAAAGAUGUCUCAUCUUCUGGUAUAAACUACGAAACUAGCAUUUUAUCGACAAGUCAAGGCGUCCCACACGAAACAUACGGACCACCAAAAUUCAAAGUAUUUUAGAUAAGCAUCUAUUUUAAAUAAAUCCAUAAUAUUUUAUCACGAAAUAAUUGUAUUGAAAUAAAUAUAUUUCAUUAAAAUAAA
This is a messenger RNA of Danaus plexippus (monarch butterfly), 3038 nucleotides long. RefSeq names its product autotransporter adhesin BpaC-like. The transcript is spliced from 2 exons. Lineage: Eukaryota; Metazoa; Arthropoda; Insecta; Lepidoptera; Nymphalidae. The record is from RefSeq and is a predicted model, not a curated record. Bases 108 to 2957 code for a protein of 949 amino acids.